AGAGUUUGGCGUGGGAGCUUCAAAAGCGAACUGAACCAACGACAGUUAAGCCGAACAAACCUUAGUAGUUCCAAACCAAACCAAAAUCAUAUAACAGAACACAGCACAAAAGAAGAACGACAAGCUCACUUAAUUCCUAGUAGUAUUACUCACCCACGGUCUCUGUCUGAGACAACACUCAGCCACCAACAAAACGGCGUCACUCUGAUCGUGAUCAACGUCAAAAAUGCCUCAAACGGCUCCUACCGGAGAACCCUCCCACGGAGGCUCCGGUGGCCGCAUGGUGGUAGUGGGGGUGAAGAUGGACUCCCCCAGCAAGGAAUUGCUCACGUGGGCUUUGGUUAAAGUGGCUCACCCUGGUGACACCGUGGUUGCUCUGCAUGUUCUUGGGAACCAGGAAACUGUGAAUGGAGACGGGAAAUCUUCGCUGCUUUCGCUUGUCAAGGCGUUUGACUCUGUUCUUGCCGUUUAUGAAGGAUUCUGUAACUUGAAACAGGUCGACCUCAAACUCAAAAUUUGCCGUGGUUCAUCAGUGAAGAAAAUUUUGGUUCGAGAAGCAAAUGGUUACACGGCAACUCAUGUUGUGGUCGGAACAACUCAUGGUUUGCAUAGAAUCCGGUCAUCUACUUUUAUAGCUAAAUACUGUGCUAAAAAGUUGUCCAAGGAUUGCUGUAUUCUCGCUGUUAACAAUGGGAAAGUUGUGUUCAAGCGUGAGAGCUCGCCACCGAGUGUUGACUUACAAGGGAUUGAUCGUCAGCACAGAAAUGGUUUGAUCGGUUCGAUUCAUUGGACACUCAGUAAGAAUACAAAAGUUCUAAGUGAUGACAAUUCAGGGACGGAUGCUGAUGAGAAGAAACCUGGCCAAAGUUCAGAUCACAGUUUAGCUAAGUUUUUCCUAGAUUCUACAGAAACUGUUAGAAAACCGAACUGUUCAAUUUGUGGCACAACCUUGGCAUUGCCAGACCCUUCUUGCAACCAAUCUGAAGAAGGGUUUUCUGGUGAUGAUGGUAAAGAGAAUUCCUUGGCUAUAGUACCAGUGCAAGUGCAACCUACUGUUGCUGCAGAAACGGAAUUGAAACCUGGUUGGCCACUACUACAUCGGAGAAUUAUAUCGGACACACAAUCUACUGAUAGAUCAUUGAUGCACCCCAAGAUUUCCGUGGUCCAGUGGGCAAUGAGGUUACCUUCUAGAAAUAUUUCAUAUGCUUCAGAUCGUGAUGAAAAACCUGAAAGUUGUGAUCAAAGCCUGGAUCAACCUGCGGCUUUAGAUAGGGAAAGUGGUGCUCUUGUUCCAAUAGAUUCUGAAAUCGGAACUGCUUCUUCGCCAGAAAGCAAUUCAAGAAACAUUCCUAAAGAAUUGGAGGGCCUUCACGAGAAGUACUCCUCAACUUGUAGAUUGUUUGGGUACCAAGAUCUUGUAUCUGCCACAUCAAAUUUCUUACCGGAAAACUUUAUUGGGAAAGGAGGAAGCAGUCAGGUUUUUAGAGGCUGCCUUUCUGAUGGCAAGGAACUUGCUGUCAAGAUUCUAAAGCCUUCCGAAGAUGUAUUGAAGGAAUUUAUUCUGGAAAUCGAAAUCAUCACUACCUUGCAUCACAAAAACAUAAUUUCCCUCCUGGGAUUCUGCUUUGAGAAUGGCAAAUUUCUUCUGGUUUAUGAUCUCUUAUCAAGGGGAAGUCUUGAAGAGAAUCUUCAUGGUAAUAAGAAAAAAUCACUUGCGUUUGGUUGGUCGGAGAGAUAUAAGGUAGCUGUGGGUAUUGCUGAGGCUUUAGAUUAUCUGCAUUCUAAAGACGAUCAACCCGUGAUCCAUCGGGAUGUAAAGUCAUCGAAUGUGUUAUUAUCCGAGGAUUUUGAACCCCAGCUCUCUGAUUUUGGACUGGCAAAAUGGGCAUCAACCUCGUCAUCACAAAUAACCUGCACAGAUGUUGCUGGAACCUUUGGUUACUUGGCUCCUGAAUACUUCAUGUACGGCAAAGUAAAUGAUAAGAUUGAUGUUUAUGCAUAUGGGGUGGUGCUCCUCGAACUUCUUUCGGGGAGAAGGCCCAUAAACCGUGAUUAUCCUAAAGGCCAAGAGAGUCUUGUCAUGUGGGCAGGUCCAAUUCUAAAUAGUGGAAAGGUGUUACAAUUGUUAGAUCCUAGUUUGGGUGAUAACUAUGAUCAUGAGGAGAUGGAAAAGAUGGUGUUGGCAGCCACACUGUGUAUCAAACGUGCUCCAAGGGCUAGGCCUCAAAUGAACCUUAUCUUAAAGCUCCUUCAAGGUGACAUUGAAACAAUGAAGUGGGCAAGGUUAGAAGUUAACAAUGGUUUGGAUGCAGCAGAAACGGUUGAUGAUGAAGCGUGUCCACCUAGUGAUAAUCUGCAGUCACAUAUAGAUCUUGCACUGCGUGAUGUGGUGGAGGAGUCACUCUCCAUGUGCAGUGUUGAGCAGGGUUUGACAUUGGAGGACUACUUGAGAGGCCGUUGCAGCCGUGCAUCAAGCUUUGACUGAGCAAAUCACUAGCAAAAUGCUAGAAGAAGCUCUAUGAUUUUUAUUUUUUCAUGACUUGAUCUUUUUGGAGAUUAAGUCUUCUUUGGGUUUUGAAUGGAUUUAGGAUGAGAGGUUGUUUGGGUGUGCCCUCCUCCUAUACUUAAUAACGAGGAAACUAGGCCAGUUCCACCUUGUCACUCUAUUUUCUCUGGUUUUUUCCACGAUCUCAAUUUGAUCAAGUUUUGUAAUAUAUAUUGGUAAAGAGAUGAACAAGUUGUAUUUUAGAGCGUAAGGAUCAUUGCUCUGCAUCCAAUCCAAAUUAGGCUACA
Molecule: messenger RNA, 2793 nt
Organism: Vigna umbellata (rice bean)
Lineage: Eukaryota; Viridiplantae; Streptophyta; Magnoliopsida; Fabales; Fabaceae
Source: RefSeq, a predicted model, not a curated record